UGUCAUUCCGUUUGCAACACAUCGAAAUAUUCUUCUGAGACUCCUUAACCUAUAUAUGUAUAUCAAUGAUCUAUGUUGAGUCAUGUGAAAAGGGAAAAAACCUCAAAAUAUAUCCAAGAGUUUGUACUAAACUAGAGUUGGUUAUACCUACCUCUGGAAAAAAAAACUCUUAUAAAUCCCAUAGUUUUAAACUAGAGUUGUUCCCAAUUUGUCCAUAUAAGUAUAGCCCCAUGUAAGUAAAGCCCAUUUGACCAUAAGUCAAAUUUUCAAUGGUGAAGGGUGUAAAAAGUUCACCCAGCCCAUCUCGCCGUCAUUUCAUUUCUACUUGUUAUCUUUAUUUCCUUCCAUUUGCUUUGGUUUCUUAGCCAAGUUUCUCAGUACGUACGACAAUGUAUAAAAUAUAAUAAAAAAAUGAAUUGCUGUAAAAGUUGGAUAUUUAACAAAAAUAUGGAAUAAGUGAGAGGCAUGGUUCUGAUUAGUCAAUAAAUAAAGUAAAUACUAAACAAAAUAACAAAUUAGUUGCAAAAAUAGACGUCAAAAAGGUGAUUUCAUUUCGGGAAAUUUCGUGUCAUUUUUCCGGUAAAUUCAAUAAAAAAUUUAUUUACAAAUUCAUCGACCAAUUAUGGCCAGAAGUAAAAACGAAGGUUCCCUCACGCUGAGUCACACAUCAACCUAAGCAUGAUUGAUUGGACUCCAACACGAUGUGCAUCAGUUGUGCAAUCUAUAGUCUUGACAAUGAAGCCUUCAGACAAAGAUAUGGAAAAUAAGAAAACCCAUAAAACCCAUGCAUUUUUUAGCUAAACUGGAAGAGUUCUAAUGAAAAGCGGUAGAUAGAAGCCUCUUCUUGAAACUCGUCGUUAUGUCUUCUUUCUUUCCGGCAACAAUACCAAGGAUACUCAUAAAUAAGGAGGAACGGAAUGCAACAUACAAUUAAGACAUCCAACAGUCCUUGCGAAGAAGAACAUUUAUAUGGCAUCCAAAGGACUGAUGGAAGUGAAUGCUCGGCAACCGGAGAUACAGGAGGAGGUGGUGGAGACAUUGACAAUACAGCCGGCGAUAGCAGCUCGCCAAACACAAAACAGUCGUUAUGUAAACAGGGUGCUUUGAACAAAAUAAAACCCAACAAUGUACACUCAGUGGCCUCGACAAAAGUCCUUACAGAGGGACAUGAUAUCAAAAAGGAGGAGCCAUCUUCACCCGUGUCACAACUAGGAUUUGUGACAAACUCUGGCAUAUCCCACUGUGAAAAUGACGAUCGUGGCACUAACAUACCGCUUAACGCCUCACCCUCCACGUUUCCCAGAAGUAUUAGCUGCAAUGAACUGGAAGAGAAUUCCACAAGUGCUAGUGUUAAUAUACCAGGCAGUUCCAUUGAUGGUUGUGGUCUCUUGAAUACAAACAUAAGACCAAAGUCUGAAGAUGGAUGUGUUGCAUACAUUUCGAAUUUGUCGAAAAAUUUGAACACACCCAUAGGAAACAAUAACCCAACCCAACAACGGCAGGCGGAAAAGCAGGGUCUGCUUAAUUCAACUAGCCAUAAUAGUGAGUUCUUGCAACCCCAAAAUCAUGUAUUCGUUUUUUCCACCCAACUAGCCAAUAAAAGUGCAGAAGCAGUACUAAGUGGUCAGUUUCCAACAAUCAUAGCUUAUCACUACAUGCAGCCAUCCACGAAAUUAUUUCUAGAAGACUUUUUAAAAAAUCCCUCCAGGGCAUCCAAAUUACAACGUCAGUACUCAGUGAAUAUAAUAAAUGCUAUGAAUUCAGCUGGCGGAGGUGGAAAUGGCCCAUGUGCGGGUCCCCAGCCUUAUUGGCUGAAUGAAUGCAACAAUUCUGGCACACCAUCAAACCGCCAAGGGUUGAGUAGUGCCGCCGGACCAGACAAAACAAAACCCUUGUGGGACGAGACAAUGAAUCCAUUUGAUUUGUUGGGAGCCAAUGAAUAUUUUGAGAAUGCAAAAGCAGCCGCCAUUAUUGGCGGUAUGCGAAUGGAAGACAGGACAAGUAUGAUACCAUCUCUGCAAGGGAUAAAAGUGCCGGAUGAAAAUCUCACUCCACAACAGCGGCAGCACCGCGAGGAGCAAUUGGCCAAAUUGAAGAAAAUGAAUAAAUUUCUAUUUCCUGAAAAUGAUUCGCAAACCUUAACAACACAAUUGCCCGCUGCAGGACCCUCUGGAAAUUCUGCUGAUGGGUUGCACAAUCCUUCAGGAAAUUGUCCAGAUGCUUCUAAUAAAAUGUUUCAGCAAUCUUUGCGCCAUUUGCGUGGCAAUGUGGGAAGUGAACCAAGCAUUCCUUCCGGUGGCCUACAAUCCAGUAGUAAACAAUCGAAUCUACCAAAAACGAAUCUGAAAGACAGGACUUCAUGUGAUGCAGGCAACGAACAAAGCAAUCGUUCGUCUAACAUGGCUGCCUCCUUUGGCAUGGCCGAUAAGAGCUCUGCUUCCGAAGGAAACAUUAAGGAAACUAUGUUGGGAUCAUCCAACCUCAAUAUGACCCAAGAUCAGUGGAAUAAAUUUCAAAACAACUCAUUUCCGGAUAACUUGAAGAGCCGGGAAACAAACAUUGCCGACAUCCAGGCGGGUGGCGGACCUACGCUGUCACGGUCCAUGUCGAUGGGAUCAAGUGCUGGUGGUUAUAGCGUGCCGCCGUCUCGUUCAAACACUACAACAAAUAACGACUGCAACAAAGGCCCUCUCCCACCGUCUACAUACCAGCAAACACAGCGAUCGGUUUCAGUACCAAUAGCUACACCAUCUCCAACGAACAUUAACAGUUCUAGCCAAGAUAUGGCACUGACAUCGCCACAAAGAACAAACCCGGAUGUGGUGGCAAACACAUCUGGCAACACAACUCAAUCCACCCAGUCGAAUGCAACAACAUCAAGUGGAAUCCCAGGUCCCAGUAACAAUGGCGGCUCCAGUCUCCAUACUCUACCACCACCAAUGACUUCCGAAGAAAUGGAUAGCCUAAAAUCAAAAGAAAUUAGUCCCCAGCAGAAAUUUAAAGGACACAACGGAAAUGAUAUCCCUCCCAACAACAGUUGCAUGGAUGUGAAAUACAACAAUUUCCAUUUGAAUUAUCCUGCAGGCGGUAAUGUUAUGGCUCCCACUGUUCCACAAAAUAUGCAGCGUCACAGUAUGCAGCAGAUGGCUCCUCAGUUGUGUCGUCGCAUCGACAACAUGCCAUUAAAUCCAAACUGUAAUCGCUUGAAUCAAAAUAAAAGCGGAGGCCAUUUUGAUCCAAUAUCUUCCCUUGCCCAAAUGUCUCAGCAAUUGACUGGUUGUGGCAUGGGUUUAAAUUCAAUGGGACCUGGAGGUGGUGCAGGAGGAGGCCUUUUGGAGGGUGAUGACCUUUUGCUGGCACAUUCUGGCCAUGUUAAUGAUCGCACUUUAGGCCACUGUAAUCAGUUUUCAAAUGCUAAUCAUUUGAGCAUGAUGGGAAUGGGUAUGAGUGGCGGUGGAGCAAAUAGACCUGGCCAAUUCCAUGGCGACAUGAACAACAUGUUAUGUGGCGAACGGAUGGAUGGACGCAUGCUAAAUGGCAAAAUGUAUGUACCUAAUAUGGCGGGACACUUCAAUCCAAAUUCUAUGAAUGGUAAUCUUGCCGACCACCAUGAUUUGUUAUCGCCGAAUCGCCAGUCAUUUGGUCGUCGCCUUCCCACGACAUCUUCCAAUGUCCAGAUCAAAGCGAAUGCCCCAAAUACGAUACAAUACAUGCCGGUGGUCAGGUCUCAAAACAUCAACAAUAUGAGGAUGGCGCCGAAUAAUGAUUUCUUUCAAAGCUACUCAAAUCAACAAAUAAUGGGAAAUGUGGGUGCUGGUCAUCCCACUGGCAUCGGGACAUCUUCCGGUGGCAUGUCUAAUACGAAUAUGAUGAAUAUUUUCGCCAGCUCUAAUCAAAUGCAACAACUAGCUAUUGGCAUGGGUGGCGACGUUAAUGGAGGUUUUGAGCCACACGAUUUGGAGUUAGAGGGAAAUCUUCACCAGCCCACUGACGAUUACAUGAAUGUGCACUGAAAUCUGAGAAGUCAGAAUGUCAGUAUUCUUUUUUUCUCAGAUUACCAUUGACGAUUUUCCGAAUUACAUGGUCAUUCCCAUGGUCAAAAAUGCAAGUCAACUGUUUUAUUCUACAAAGCAGAAUGCAAAACUUGAAGUGAUUCCGACAAACGUUUGUUAGAUGGAAACUAAGAUACUACCCUUAAAGGAGGGCCGACCUAUCUGACAGAUAAGGCGUUUGUUAGAAAAAAAAUGUUUGAUACAUUUUUCUUGCGUGAGCAGCCCCGAAACUUCAUCACUUAGGGGUAUUGUCUUGUUGAUCCUGCAUUAAAGCAAAAUAUAAACAUAAAUUAUUCAUACACAAGUCUAGAUAUUACACUUGGCUAGGGAAAUUUAUCAGAAAAAAAUAUAAAUCACAUAAAAAACUUUUCACCUUUACAUACAUAUUAUGUAUAUGCAUAUUACAUACCAACAAUUCAUUUUAAAUGAAAGUAGUAUUACUAU
This is a messenger RNA of Musca domestica (house fly), 4496 nucleotides long. Its product is annotated as protein BCL9 homolog. The coding region runs from base 918 to 4013 and encodes 1031 amino acids. Lineage: Eukaryota; Metazoa; Arthropoda; Insecta; Diptera; Muscidae. The transcript has 2 exons. The record is from RefSeq and is a predicted model, not a curated record.